AUGGGCGUGAUCCUGAGCAUCUCUGCCACCCUCAUUAUCUCCACCAACCUGCUGGUGGCCGCGGCUCUGCUGAAGCUGCUCCUAAAGCGCGGAUGUCAGAGCUGGUGCUUUGUCCUCAACUUGGCUGUGGCCGACACUCUGGUGGGCGUAGCCAUCACUGGACUGGCUACGGAGGACUUCAGCAAUUUGACCGGGAACCAUGGUGGUCACAUCGCGAUUUAUCCUCCCACAAAUGCAACGCCUCCUGUUCCAAAGGGCAAGACUCGGUGUUUGCUGCGAAUGGCCUUCUUGACGUCCCCCUGCAUGGUGUCCAUCUUGUCUAUGUUCCUGAUCUCGCUGGACCGAUACGUAGCCAUCAAGAUGCCCCUGCGUUACUCUAUGAUGUCUGGGAAAGGGAAGACAGCCGGAUCUUUACUGGCUGUGUGGAUCAGCUCCUUCACCAUGGGAUUUUUACCAGUGAUGGUGCGGCAGCUACAAGCAGCAGGACCAUACGAUGGCUUCUGCGCUUUCUUUACCGUGAUCCACGACAUUGCCAUCAUUGUACUGUACUGCCUGCUCUUCUUCCCUGUGCUGUCCCUAUUCAUCUACAUGUACCUGGACAUCCUGAAGAUUGCCUGCGUCCACCACAAGCAGAUCUCCCAAAUCAGGCAAACGAGCUCGAGAGCGGACGACAACCACCACGGACCAUCCCAGUACCACCACCAUCAACCACAGCAUCAGCUGCUGAGGAGCUGGAGUCACGUUAAGGCCCUGAGGACGGUGGCCGUGCUUGUCGGCUGCUUCCUGGUGCUCUGGAGCCCUUUCUUUGUGGUGUGCAUUGUACACCUUCUGUGUAGGAAGUGUGCUCUGAAGGAGGUGCUGGAGAACUACCUGUGGCUCCUAGGGCUCCUCAACUCUCUGAUAAACCCCCUCGUUUAUGCCUGCUGGCAAAGGGAGGUGCGGCUGCAGCUGUCGGCCAUGUUUUCCUGCAUCACCAGCAGGUUGACAUCUGCAGCGCCACCGAGCGCGUUGGAAAGAAGCCACUCGUCGCCGCCGGCGCAGACUCAUGCUUGCGUUUCUGAGGGAGACGCACCUAGCCCUUCAAUUAUGCUGCCAAUCAGCAGCUUGGAUCUUCAUGCCGUUCUCCCAUCUGACACAACCAGUUUGUGAAAGCAACAGGGGAAGCUCUGGGGAACACUGCAGCCAUUUAAAGUACACUACUGUCAGCGACUGCUUGGUUAUUGUUCUGAA
Molecule: messenger RNA, 1230 nt
Organism: Fundulus heteroclitus (mummichog)
Lineage: Eukaryota; Metazoa; Chordata; Actinopteri; Cyprinodontiformes; Fundulidae
Product: glucose-dependent insulinotropic receptor
Exons: 2
Coding region: 1-1149 (382 amino acids)
Biological process (GO): G protein-coupled receptor signaling pathway
Cellular component (GO): membrane
Molecular function (GO): phosphatidylcholine binding; G protein-coupled receptor activity
Source: RefSeq, a predicted model, not a curated record